AUGUCUAAAGAUGAUGAGCUUUCCGUAGAACAGCUAGAGGAACACACCGUUCGAGUAGGUGAUCGCUUUCAAACUAGCUUGUUGUGGAAGCAUCCUAAUAUGCAGCUACCAGACAGCCUGCCUAUGGCAAAAUAUCGCGCGAAAUGCUUGCUGAAGAAAAUGCAACGUGACCCACAACUUGCUGAGCAGCUUCAAAAUAAGAUUGCCAACUAUCUGCGAAAAGGAUAUGCCCGGCGAAUGACAUCCGAGGAUGCUGCCGCCAAAAGAUAUUGGUACUUGCCUGUUUUUGCAGUGAGUAAUGCUAAUAAGCCAGGCAAGGUUCGCCUGGUGUGGGACGCAGCUGCUACGGUAAACGGUGUUUCGCUUAACACUAUGCUCUUCGCCGGCCCUGACCUGACAACCCCACUUCUAUCCGUUUUAUUUAAAUUUCGACAAAAACGCGUCGGCAUCACUGCCGAUAUAGAAGAGAUGUUCCAUCAGGUGCGGAUCCGUCCUGCGGAUCAAACUUUUCUGCGUUUUCUGUGGUACGAGCAAAAUAAUACAGAGAGAGAUGACGUUCGGGUCGAAAUGUUCUCCGAGCUGCGCUCAAUUUGUAAAAAAAACAAAAACGCAGCUGAGUUUCGAGAUCAAUUUCCUCGUGCUGCUCGAUGCAUAGUGGAAAAUCACUAUGUUGAUGACAUGUUAGACAGUGUGGACACCGAUGAGGAGGCAGUGCAGCUGGCACUAAACAUUCAAUAUAUCCAUUCCAAAGGUGGGUUUCAUAUUCGAAAUUUUCUUUCAAAUUCAGACCGCGUGUUGAAGGCUUUGAAUGUAAGGUCAGACAAAGCCCUUUGCCUAAAUUUCGAAAGUGAACUACCAACCGAAAAGGUAUUAGGUAUGUGGUGGAUUGCAUCUACAGACCAUUUUACCUUUAGAGUAUCAGCCAAGUACAAGGAAUCUAACUUAUUAGUUUACCAACGUCGGCCAACUAAACGUGAAGUGUUGAGCCUUGUGAUGACAAUCUACAAUCCGCUUGGACUCAUCGGAUUUUACGUGAUAUUUGCGAAAAUAAUCUUACAGGAGAUAUGGAGAUCAGCUUGCGGCUGGGAUGAUCGCAUUCCUGACGAGCAGUUUACAAAGUGGCUUCGAUGGAUUCGCCUUAUUCCAAAAAUUGAAAACAUGCGUAUUCCACGCAACUACAUACGCACCGAGUUUGACAGCCCGCCUCAAAUAGAACUGCAUACCUUUGUCGAUGCUAGCGAGUCAAGCUAUGCAGCUGUGAGCUACAUGCGUUACUCAGAUGGUAAAAUUGUUGACUGUGCGAUGGUUUCUAGUAAAACUAGAGUCGCACCACUUAAGGUGAUGUCUAUUCCUCGGCUGGAAUUGAAGGCAGCGCUCUUGGGAGCUCGUCUCUCUAAGCACGUCAGAGAAUCACACUCCAUUUCAAUUGCCACUUCCACAUAUUGGUCCGACUCGCGCACCGUCUUGGCCUGGCUACGAGCUGAUCAUCGCCGAUACAAACAGUUCGUCGCCUUUCGAGUCAGCGAAAUUUUGAAGUUUACCAAGGUGGAUGAGUGGCGUUGGGUGCCAACCAUCCACAAUGUUGCCGAUGAAGCAACAAAAUGGCAUGGAGAUCCCGAUUUUUGUAAUGAAAGCCGUCUACAGGGACCCGCAUUUUUAAAGUUGAAACCGGGUGAGUGGCCUGUCCAGCAGAUGAAUGUGAAGAGUGAGCUUUCUGAAGAACUUCGCCCGCAGUAUGUGGGCUUCAACCGCGAAUUAGCACAAUCAAAUCUCAUCACUGCCAAUCCUGAGCGAUUUUCUUCGUGGAAUCGUCUUCUUCGUACCACUGCGAAAAUCAUAAGUUGUGCUCGAAGCUGGCUUAGUGUGGUACGAGGCGGCGAUGUUGUGCAUAACGAGCUCGACUCUGAAGAUCUUUGUAAAGCGGAAAAGCAACUCUGGAAAAAAGCACAGCUCGACGCUUUCGCUGAUUCAAUAGCUUCGUUAUUGAAGCGAAAAUGCAUCGAAAGGUCUAGCGAUAUUUAUAAAUUAUCACCUUACCUUGACGACGAUAACGUAUUGCGAAUAGACGGGCGAGUAAAACUGAAUGAGAGAAAAGAUCCUGUGUUGCUACCACGCAAUCAUUACAUUACACGUUUUCCUACACAGGAGUGGAUUAUUUCGGCCCACUUCUAG
Rhagoletis pomonella (apple maggot) is the source of this 2172-nucleotide messenger RNA. RefSeq lists its product as uncharacterized. The coding region runs from base 1 to 2172 and encodes 723 amino acids. Lineage: Eukaryota; Metazoa; Arthropoda; Insecta; Diptera; Tephritidae. The record is from RefSeq and is a predicted model, not a curated record. The transcript has a single exon.